ACGUCGAGCUCAGACCACAACUUCCCCCUCUCGCUUGUGACUUUUUUUUUUGUUGUUGUUAUUUUUGCACCUCAUCGCUCUUCAGUGCCGAAAAGUCUCCCGUCGGGUCACUCUGUGUGCUGGACUCGAUAGAACCAUGACCUCGUGGCGCAGGAGCCCGUUCCUGGCGGCUAUUCCUCUGUGGAUGAGUUUGGGUCGAGCUGCCGCGCUCAAGGAACCCGAGAUCUGUUAUGUGCUGGAUGGUAUUCUGUUUUUGUACGGCAUCAUCCUGACCGCUCUCUACUGCAGGCUGAAGAUACGCGCCGCUAAGGAGUCUGCAGAGGCGAAGGCAAAUGGCAAGCAGUAUGCCGACGAAGGCGUCUACACGGGUUUGACUCCUCAUGCCCAGGACACGUAUGCGACAAUUGACCUGAAGAAGUGACAGGGAGAGAGAACACAAUCCAUGUUUUCAUUUGAUACAUUAUGCAUAUCUUUGGGGACAAUUCAAAUUUUGAGCCUUUUGCACAAUUUGUGACAGAGAAAUUUGUGUCAUUCACUUUUCUAACACUUGUUCUCGAUAUUGUAUUGAUUAAUGACUAAUAAAAAGGAGGGGCAUGUUUA
This is a messenger RNA of Phyllopteryx taeniolatus (common seadragon), 600 nucleotides long. It is a transcript of the gene fcer1g, whose product is annotated as Fc epsilon receptor IgFc epsilon receptor Ig. NCBI's taxonomy places the organism in Eukaryota, Metazoa, Chordata, Actinopteri, Syngnathiformes, Syngnathidae. Gene Ontology annotation, biological process: cell surface receptor signaling pathway. Bases 137 to 421 code for a protein of 94 amino acids. Gene Ontology annotation, cellular component: Fc-epsilon receptor I complex. Gene Ontology annotation, molecular function: IgE receptor activity. The transcript is spliced from 5 exons. The record is from RefSeq and is a predicted model, not a curated record.